This is a messenger RNA of Patiria miniata (bat star), 2736 nucleotides long. RefSeq names its product cytoplasmic dynein 2 intermediate chain 1-like. Bases 259 to 2430 code for a protein of 723 amino acids. Lineage: Eukaryota; Metazoa; Echinodermata; Asteroidea; Valvatida; Asterinidae. Gene Ontology annotation, cellular component: cytoplasmic dynein complex. The transcript has 23 exons. Gene Ontology annotation, biological process: intraciliary transport. The record is from RefSeq and is a predicted model, not a curated record. Gene Ontology annotation, molecular function: dynein heavy chain binding; dynein light chain binding.
UGACACUGGCCCUUGAUGGCACGCGCGCAUGCGUCGAUCAUAAUGUCAUACGUCAAUAAAUAUAAAUUCAAAGAUCGCAUUCCGAUCCGCAUGCAGUAAGUGUGCGCAUAUACGGCGGGUACCGGUUCCCGCCGCACGCACUAAUACAAGGGUUGACUUACUUAGACCAACUUCUUAACCUUACUUAGCAUUAGUCGUACGUUUGUCCUUUGUGUGUUUCAUUCACCGCGUGCAGUUCCAGCGAAGGCAGCUAGCUGUAUGAUGUCCUUCACUGGAAAGCAACGGCCACACGCUCAAAGGUACUCGGGUAACAUGCCACAUCAUCAUCAGGCCCUAGCUUGUGAAAGUCAGAAAAGCAAAGAAGACACAUGGAAGGCUGAUGAGUUGGAAAGGUCCAUCAAGAAUGCAAUGGAUGAUUCAGAGAAAAGACAUAAGCAUGCUAAAAGCAGAAAAAAGGACAAAGAUGACAGAAGGAAGGAGGGGGCAAGAGAGAAACAUUUGAAAUACAAUCAACCGCAAAAAGCACCUGAGAAAGGUCACAGGAGUGUUGAUUAUGAUGAAGCUAGAAGUCGGAAUAGAGAUGACAUAAAUCAUUCAGAGGCAGAUAGGCUUAACCAAACAGAAGACAAAGGAAAAAGAUCUAAAAAAGAUGAUUUUAUCAAGAAAGAACGAGAAAAGGAAAAAAGAAGACAAAUUGAGGAUGAUGGAGACAAUGGAAUACAAGUAACUCAUUCCUGGACAACUGCUGGCAAUGACGGCUAUGAAGACGACUUUGAGGAAUAUGAAGAUGAUUUUGAAGAAUUACCCAGCAAUUCGGAAUUUGAAGACAAUCAGUUGGACCUCACUGAAGUGGAAGCACUGAGGAUUGCAAUGAAAAAGGAGAAUGAAGCCACCUCCCGAUACAGCAGUGACGUUGUACUUCCAAAAUCUAAAUCCAGUGCAUCAAACAUGUCAGCCAGAGGAGGAUUAAGACAGACAUUCAUAAACUUUUCUGCAGCAAAGCAGAGACAUGUUCACAGUAAAGCUUCACAGAAGACAAUGCAACGUGGUCGGGAGCUUAUGAAUUUGAUCGAGCUUGAUGUGUCUACUUGCACCUUAUUUGAAAUGCCUCCUGUGAAGGUGUAUGAAGUGUACAUCAAAAGUUAUGGACGGUCAGACACAAAACAAGCAUUUGUUCAAUGUCAAGAUGCUGUAUUUGACCGGGAUAUCCAGACAGAACCAGUAGAGAUGAGAGAUAUUUGGAUCCAGCAUCCCAGUGAAGGAACCUCGACCUUCAGUGUAUGUGCUGAGGACAAUCGGGUCAACAAAGAGGACAUAGGACUGGUGAAGGUCAACUCAUUAAGACUGUCUAUGUUCUUAGAAAAAGCUGUUCAGGUGAUGAGUGCUAUCCUUGAGGAAGACAUUUCUUGUGACAGGAAGAGUAAUCUUCAAAACAACCAAUGCAAAAUACCGUUCAGUGAAGGAUACACAAGGCUUUAUUCACAUCUUUCAAUCUUAAAAGGGCGAUAUGCAACACAUGCCCAGUUUCAUCCAGUUCAAAGCAAUCUAUUACUGACAGUGUAUUCCAGACCAAAAGUGUAUGAUACCUGGAACUCAGCUCAAAGCAUAAUCUGUGUGUGGAAUAUCAACAAUUCAUCACAGCCGUAUCGAAUCCUAUCAUGCAGAUCUGAAGUGACAAGUUGCUGCUUUAGCCCCAUCAAAUCUACAUUUGUUUUUGCAGGAACGGAUGAGGGUGCCAUUGUGGCCUGGGAUUUACGAGAACCAUCCAGUAUGCAUCAGAGCAUGCACAAAGAUGAUGGACAAUUGCCUUUACGGGUUCCUACUUAUAGUACUUAUGGAGCGAGCAGGGAUGAUAAUCAUCAGAGCCCAAUCGUCAAAGUGCAGCCUGUUAUCAUCACUGAGGAUAGUCACUGGGUACCCAUUCCAACCACGGAUCCUGUACUGAGUAGUGAGGACAUAAAUGGGCCGUCUUUCCAGUUAGUAUCGCUUGAUGAACAAGGUGUGAUUAACUUUUGGGUUGUUUUAGAUCUGGGAACAACAGAUUCUGGAGGUUCUGAGACAGAUCUUGGGCUUGUUCCAAGUGGAAAACUGAAGCUGUUAAAAAGUUCUUCUGUUGUUUUGGAAAAUCAAAUCAGGGACAUGCCACCAGCUCAACGAGCCAAGAACAUGAAGUUUUCUUUGAAAGAUCCAACCCAAUUCUUUAUCGCAACAGAUUCAGGAUGCAUUCUUCAUGGGAGCAGACAUGGAGAUAGAGUCUCUCCAAGACGAUACAGAAAACAGACAGAUUCUCCUGGUGAGGUGAUUCAUUUGGACUUUUCCCCCUUUGGUUUGCCAUGUUUUUUGGUAGGUAUAUAUCAGAAGAGCUUUUUAAUACCACUUUUACUAACUGUUUUCCUGUGGAGGAGAUUUUAUGUGGUGUACGAUACGUAAAAAGUAAUAUAUGUAAUGUAUGGAUAGACAAAAAAAUGGUAGUACAGGUAGUCAUUACCUCAGCCGAGAGGCUCGAAGGGUAUUGUCAUCACCUACGGCGUCUGUCCGUAUGUCUGUCCGUUCUGACCAGACCACCUUGUGGGGUGAUGUUCCUUUCAGAACACAUCACCCCACUUUUUACACAAUGGAAAAACAUCACCCCAGAAGGGAAUCUUUAGAAAAAGGGACAAUGGGAACACAAUGCUAUCACCCCACAAGUCCGUCUGGCUAGAACGCCCGUCCUGACCAUACCACCCUUGUGGGAUG